Molecule: messenger RNA, 4466 nt
Organism: Oncorhynchus keta (chum salmon)
Lineage: Eukaryota; Metazoa; Chordata; Actinopteri; Salmoniformes; Salmonidae
Product: probable ribonuclease ZC3H12B
Exons: 6
Coding region: 232-3153 (973 amino acids)
Cellular component (GO): nucleus; cytoplasmic ribonucleoprotein granule
Molecular function (GO): RNA endonuclease activity; mRNA binding; metal ion binding
Source: RefSeq, a predicted model, not a curated record
CCUACUUGUUGCUAAGAGACAGUAUGUGGGAGGCUGUCAGAAACGAUGAAGGGAGGGGAUGAUGAAUGAUAUUUAGCUAGCUGUAAUGUUCGUGAAUAGACUGUAAUAGCUAGCUAGCUAUAUAACUUAAAUACAUCUACUUUACUACAUUCUGAACAAAACAUCACAGCUAAGCAAUUCGUGAGACAGCUGAGUGCGUUGUAUUCGUGAGUCGUUGAUUUAUCAUAAUAAAUGGUUUUGGAGCUGGCAGUGCCCGCAAAUGCAGGCCCAUUGCUUCACCGCUCCAUCCAGCACAUUGAGCGUAUUUUCCGGGUGAGGGUCAGCUACGGAUCCGCUGAGUCAAACUGCGACAGCGCAAAUGUCAGCACCAGCAAUAUAAUCAUAGUUCGUGUCGGAGAGGGCGAGGAAGAUGACUGCACCAAGGCAAAAGAUUACAUAGUGUCCUUAAUUUCGCCAGCUCACCGAAAGAGGGAGCGUCUAACGUUGGCUUUACACAUACAGCUGGCUGCGCUGAAGUCAGCCAUCGAGUAUGAUUCUCAGGCUGUGGUGGAGGUGAGGGAGCAUGUGGUGGACAUCUCCGGUGGCGAGAGGAACGUGAUGACUGCAUGGUCGAUGGUGGAGAAGAUCAAAAUGGAGAAACACCCAUGCAGGGAAGAGGCCCCUGAGCUGACUGAGGCCCAGCAGCCCAGUGGGGAGUCUGAGGAGGGAAGCAGCUCAGAGAGCGAGUCAGAGGAGCAGCAUCAGCUGCAGCUGAACAGUGGCGGCUGUAAGAGGAAAGAGUCCUUCAGUGCCACCAAGCCUCACCGGCAGCUCUGUCGCUCUCCAUGCCUGGACCGGCCCAGCUUCUCCCAGAGCUGCACUCUACCAGAGCUCCGCAUUGAAGACACCAAGGCCACUGCAGUGCUUAAACAUGCCAGUGACAAGGAGUACCAAACCAAGAUGGAGUUUGCCUUGAAGCUGGGAUACUCAGGUGAACAGGUGGAGACCGUGCUGAACAAGUUAGGGGCUGGUGCCCUUAUCAAUGACAUUCUGGCUGAGCUUGUAAGGCUUGGUAAUAAAGGAGAACCGGAGGUUCAAGCCAGCAGUAACACCGGCACGUUCGUCUCCCGUGGAGGCCCCUGUGUCAAAGAGGCUGUCAGUCCAGAGGUGUCACUUGAAGAUGAUUCUGUGGAUCCUUAUGAUAAUCUCAGGCCUAUCGUCAUUGAUGGAUCGAAUGUGGCGAUGAGCCAUGGAAACAAAGAGGUGUUCUCUUGCCUUGGUAUCCAAUUGGCUGUUGAUUGGUUUGUGGAGAAAGGACACAAAGACAUCACAGUGUUUGUUCCUGCCUGGAGGAAAGAGCAGUCGAGACCUGACGCCCCCAUUACAGACCAAGACAUUUUGCGGAAGCUAGAGAAAGAAAAGAUCCUAGUGUUCACCCCAUCUAGAAGAGUCCAAGGAAGGAGAGUGGUGUGCUAUGAUGAUCGCUUCAUAGUGAAGCUGGCCUGUGACUCUGAUGGCAUUAUUGUGUCAAAUGACAACUACAGGGACUUACAGAAUGAGAAGCCAGAGUGGAAGAAGUUCAUAGAGGAGCGACUGCUGAUGUACUCAUUUGUCAAUGAUAAAUUCAUGCCACCUGAUGAUCCUUUAGGAAGACAUGGUCCAAGUUUAGAGAAUUUCCUCCGCAAGCGUCCUGUUGUUCCAGAGCACAAAAAGCAACCCUGUCCAUAUGGGAAAAAAUGCACUUAUGGACAUAAGUGCAAGUACUAUCACCCAGAGCGUGCAAACCAGCCUCAGCGGUCAGUGGCUGAUGAACUGAGAGCGUUUGCCAAGUUGUCUGCUGUAAAGACAAUGAGCGAGGGGGCCCUGGCCAAGUGUGGCACUGGACCCACCACAGCUAAGGGGGACAGUGGCUCUGAGGCUAAACGUGUGGCCCCCAAGCGCCAGUCUGAUCCCAGCAUCCGCUCAGUGGCCUGCGAGCCAGAGGAGAGACUGUCUGCUGUCCGUAAGCCUGAGGCAAAUUCUGUGCCUUCCCUCGUGUCUGCCCUCAGUGUGCCCACCAUGCAGCCUGCUAAGAGCCACGGGGCUGGUGCCUUGAACACUCGAUCAGCCAGCAGCCCAGUACCCGGCUCCCUCCAGUUCACCCACAGCUCCCUGGAACACAUGUCUAGUGUACAGUACCCACACCCACCCAUCCUAGUCACCAACAGCCAUGGUGCUUCUGUCACUUACAGUGAACAGUUUCCUAAAUAUGAUUCUGUGAGCACAGACCAUGGAUACUACUCUAUGCUUAGUGAUUUUUCUAACAUGAGCAUGAGCAGCAUGCACAACGUGGACAGCUUCUGUAGCAUGGAGCAUGAGCAUGGGAUUUAUCAGCGAAAUCCCAGCCAGCAUUGCCCUGAGCCCUGCCUCAGCCACUCGAACAGUGACUCCUUCUCCUCUUAUGGGGAAUUAUACAUGAGCUCAGUGGACAGUAGCCUGGAUGAGAGCAUAAAGGGGCAGCAGUCUCCUGCACAGAGCAGACUCCAGGCCUUCUCCCAUGGGGGGUUCCACCACGAGGCCCUGACCCGAGUGCAGAGCUAUGGCCCUGAGCAGCCUAAGCAGGGUCCAAGCAGGAAGCAGUCCAUAUCCCACCUGGCACCGCAUGUCCAGCACCCUGCUGUUGGGGCCAGGUCCAGCUGCCCAGGGGACUACCCCUUACCUCAGAAUGUCCUCCCGUCACAGUCCUCACAACCGGGACGCUCCCUGGGCAUGACACGCAUGGACAGCAUCUCAGACUCCAGGCUGUACGAGAGUAACCCCAUGAGGCAGCGGAGACCCCCACUGUGCCGCGAGCAGCAUGCCAGCUGGGAUCCGCUGCCCUGCGGCAGUGAAUCCUAUGGAUACCACUCGUACCCCCUGAGUAACAGCCCGAUGCAGCCGUGUUGUGAGCGGGUGAUGGUCCGCAGCAUGCCUGACAAGAUGGAGCAGAUCUGGAGGUCUCCGUGGGAGAACCCGCCUCAAGCCGAGCACCAGGAGCGCCAUGUCAUCCCAGAGCACCAGUACCAAACAUACCGCAACCUCUGCAACAUCUUCCCUGCUUUCGUGGUGCACUCUGUCAUGGAGAAAAACCCUCAUCUAACGGACCCACAACAACUCGCUGCUGUCAUUGUCACGAAGCUGAGGUCUUGCCAUUAAGUGUUUUUAUUUUAUUUUUUAAGCUACAAUUGUCUGAAUAGUAUUAGUAUUCUAUAUUUGAAGUUAUUUGAUUGUCAUCAAAACAAUUUCUCCUCAUGAAAUUCAGAAACCCAAAAUCAUUAUAAUCAAAUGUAAGGGAAACUUUGAUUGAUGGUAAGAUUAUGUAUUUGAAUUUAAACGUAGUCCUCUAUCAUUUGAUACAGUGAGGAAUUAGUUCACUAUACCUAGAUAAUAUUGUGCAUAUCUGACACUGAUGUAAAUACUAUGUGACUUUGUUGUUUAUUGUGCAAUGAUUUGUGGUAAAAGACAGAGGGAAGUGAGUGCAACCAUACCUCAGAGCAUGAACUUUUUAAUGGCCUUAUAUCUGAAUGACCUCACUUCUCCAGUCAUUGUUUAAUGGAUUUCAAUGAAUAUCCUUAUGUUGUUGAGGUCAGUCUCUUUUGCUUUUUAAAUGUUAAGCACUGUAAGUAUUUAGAAUUAUAUAUAUAUAUUUUCUCAAUCUCACUUUACAAAGCUACUAUUUUGGUAGAACUUGUGAGUGCACGUAUAUAAGCAAGCCAAACUAGAACUGGGAAAGAUCAGACUUAAAACACCUGUGCUCAUAUGACACAUGAAAGCCAUUUCAAAGCUGCUGAAAUAAUGCCAAAAAGAUAGAUAAUUGACCUUGUCAUUAUAAAGCAAUUAUAGUUUUGAAGCAGACAAUUGAUUGGAUAAUAGUGUAACAUCACACCAGUGUUGUAAGCCUUUCCUAUGGUAUAUUGUAUGGCUUGCUGUGUUGAUUAGUUACAUUAAUGUAACUGUGUUACAUGAACAUUAUUGGAAUCAUUUUGAGCAUGUGUAUAUAUCAUUGGGAACUGGCAUGUGACUUAAUGGCACUUCCAUUGUGUCUAACAUGACUUAUUUGUAAUUACUAAGGAACUGGUGAAGUCUCUUUGGCAAAAUGCUUUAAAGAAAAGCAUCCAUUUCCUUAUUAAUGCUGAGUGACAACCCAUAUAAAUUAACACAUGUAAAGAAAACAAAAAAAAACAUUUCUGAAUGUUAUUUGCCCAAAAGAAUUUUGGGGCUUUGUUGACUUUUGUUUUUUCAUGAACUAAGAGCAGGCCAUGUUGGGCCUGUUGUCUCUUCAUGAGAAGGUGUGACACACUGCCUAAAUGUUUCUUCCUGUGAAACACUCAGAAUGCGAGGCUGCCGUCAGGGUUGUUUCUGGCAUUUGGCUUACAGUUUGCGUGCCUACCUUUCCCCUCACUACUUUCCAUCGUGUUUGAAAGGUUUCACAUGAUGUGAAAUAUGUUGGUUAUAAUAUCAUUUCUAAA